Molecule: messenger RNA, 876 nt
Organism: Vigna unguiculata (cowpea)
Lineage: Eukaryota; Viridiplantae; Streptophyta; Magnoliopsida; Fabales; Fabaceae
Source: RefSeq, a predicted model, not a curated record
AUGGUAUAUGAUUACAUUUUAAAACAUAUUAAAGUGCUUUGUUUAGAGGAUUUUGGUAAGCUUUACAUUUUGUUAGCAAUUUCUGAGUUUUUAUUGCCCAAUCGUAGUGGAACAGUUUUUUCUAUUUUGUUCAACAUUGUUGAUGACCUUGGUAGUAUUGGGAAAUUUAAUUGGGGUCGAGUGGUGUAUGAGUAUUUGGUUGGCAGUAUUUGUGAAGCUAAAUUGUUCUUGAAGGAGAAACAAAGUACCAAACACUUCCAUGUAGCUAGAUGUGUUUAUUUGUUACAGUUAUGGUCUUUUGACCAUUUUUUGAUUUCGAAUUUAAAGGAUUGUCAGCGCACGACCAAGUUUCCCAGAAUCUUGCAUUGGAUGGAAAUGAAAGCAGGGGACAAUGUUGUUGCAGAUGUUGCUGCCUUUGUAGAAGAGUUGACCAAUUCCUUCGUUAAAGAAGGUUUGGAGGUAUAUGGACGUCGAAAUAAGGGUACUAAAAUAGUUGACUUAAUUAAAGCUGUUGAACAUCAAGAAAGUGUGCUAGGGGAAUUGCAAAAAGAACUUGUAGACUUGAAUGCAAUGAUGAUUGAAAGGAAGAACCAACGCCAACAUCACGAGGGCAAACUGAAGUUUUAUGAGUUGGGUGAACCAAGUGUUGGUGAUUCGCAAACACCUAAUUCCAACCACCUCAAGGGCUUUAUUGAAUUUGGCGAUUCUGGUGAGAGGGGUCAUGUGGAAAAAGUUCAUUUUCUAAAUCAGGAAGCACAAGAAUCCGAACAGAGCAACAUGUAUGUGCGACGAAGGGAUGGUCCUCGGAUGCGUGUCAAGAGUAUGUCAAUAAGAACUCCUUUUGCAACAUUUACUAGGAGGAAGUGCCAUAAGUAG